Messenger RNA from Sorex fumeus (smoky shrew), 2423 nucleotides. It is a transcript of the gene NR2C2, whose product is annotated as nuclear receptor subfamily 2 group C member 2. Gene Ontology annotation, biological process: positive regulation of embryonic development; cell differentiation; anatomical structure development. Gene Ontology annotation, molecular function: nuclear receptor activity; RNA polymerase II cis-regulatory region sequence-specific DNA binding; zinc ion binding. Lineage: Eukaryota; Metazoa; Chordata; Mammalia; Eulipotyphla; Soricidae. The transcript has 14 exons. The record is from RefSeq and is a predicted model, not a curated record. Bases 211 to 1962 code for a protein of 583 amino acids.
AGGUACCGCGUGCACAGACCUCUCGGCCGGAAUCUCCAGGGAUGACCAGCCCCUCUCCACGCAUCCAGAUAAUUUCCACCGACUCUGCGGUAGCUUCACCUCAGCGCAUUCAGUGCCACAGCCGAGUAUGUAGUCUCUGGUGCACAACUACGUGUGUGUGAGCAUUGCAGUAAGAGAGUGUGCAGCCCUCAGCAGCCACCACUAAAAGACAUGCAAGUACCACGACCAGGAUUACAGCCCUUGAUUGUGACAGACCAGCAGACAGGACAGAAAAUCCAGAUAGUCACCGCGGUGGACGCCUCCGGUUCCCCCAAGCAGCAGUUCAUCCUGACCAGCCCAGAUGGAGCUGGAACUGGCAAGGUGAUCCUGGCUUCUCCGGAGACCUCCAGUGCCAAGCAGCUCAUAUUCACCACCUCGGACAGCCUUGUCCCUGGCAGGAUCCAGAUUGUCACCGAUUCUGCUUCUGUGGAGCGUCUGCUGGGGAAGACUGAUGUCCAGCGACCCCAGGUGGUGGAGUACUGUGUGGUUUGCGGCGACAAAGCCUCUGGCCGUCACUAUGGGGCUGUCAGUUGUGAAGGCUGCAAAGGUUUCUUCAAAAGGAGCGUAAGGAAAAAUCUGACCUACAGUUGCCGGAGCAACCAAGACUGUAUUAUCAAUAAACACCAUCGGAACCGCUGUCAGUUUUGUCGGCUGAAAAAAUGCUUAGAGAUGGGCAUGAAAAUGGAAUCUGUGCAGAGUGAACGGAAGCCCUUCGAUGUGCAGCGGGAAAAACCAAGUAAUUGCGCUGCUUCCACAGAGAAGAUCUAUAUCCGGAAGGACCUGAGGAGCCCUCUGAUAGCCACGCCCACAUUUGUGGCAGACAAAGAUGGAGCAAGGCAAACAGGCCUUCUCGAUCCCGGGAUGCUCGUGAACAUCCAGCAGCCUUUGAUCCGUGAGGACGGCACGGUUCUUCUGGCCACGGACUCCAAGGCUGAAACAAGCCAGGGCGCUCUGGGUACUCUGGCAAACGUAGUCACCUCCCUUGCCAACCUAAGCGAGUCCCUUAACAAUGGCGAUACGUCGGAAAUACAGCCGGAGGACCAGUCUGCGAGUGAGAUCACGCGGGCAUUUGAUACCUUAGCUAAAGCACUUACUACCACAGACAGCUCCUCCCCGCCGAGCCUGGCUGACGGGCUGGACACGAGUGGUGGAGGAAGCAUCCACGUCAUCAGCAGAGACCAGUCCACACCCAUCAUUGAGGUGGAGGGCCCCCUCCUGUCGGACACUCAUGUCACGUUUAAGCUCACCAUGCCCAGCCCCAUGCCCGAGUACCUCAACGUGCACUACAUCUGCGAGUCCGCCUCCCGCCUGCUCUUCCUCUCCAUGCACUGGGCCAGGUCGAUCCCGGCCUUCCAGGCUCUUGGGCAGGACUGCAACACCAGCCUGGUGCGGGCCUGCUGGAAUGAGCUCUUCACCCUCGGCCUGGCCCAGUGUGCCCAGGUCAUGAGUCUCUCCACUAUCUUGGCGGCCAUCGUCAACCACCUGCAGAACAGCAUCCAGGAAGACAAACUUUCUGGUGACCGGAUAAAGCAAGUCAUGGAGCACAUCUGGAAGCUUCAGGAGUUCUGUAACAGUAUGGCCAAGCUGGAUAUUGACGGCUAUGAGUAUGCAUACCUUAAAGCUAUAGUUCUCUUUAGCCCGGAUCAUCCAGGUUUGACCAGCACAAGCCAGAUUGAAAAAUUCCAGGAAAAGGCACAGAUGGAGCUGCAAGACUAUGUACAGAAAACCUACUCCGAAGACACGUACCGGUUGGCUCGGAUCCUCGUCCGCCUGCCGGCACUCAGGCUGAUGAGCUCCAAUAUAACGGAAGAACUGUUUUUCACUGGUCUUAUCGGCAAUGUGUCCAUAGACAGCAUAAUCCCCUACAUCCUCAAGAUGGAGACCGCGGAGUACAACGGGCAGAUCACGGGAGCCAGUCUAUAGUGCCCGCCGGGGCCGCGCGCACUCGCUAAUGGUACUUGGUAUGUGCAAAUGUGUCCGAUGUGUUCGCCAUUACCUGCCUGGUUUCUUCUCUGUUAAUCCCAGAAAAUAGCAACUAAAAGACUAGUAGGAUCCUUUCCUGACGUAAGAAAUGUUUUAAUGCCUUUUGAUGAAGUAGCAGGUUUUGGAACAAUCUUUUAACUCAAUUUGUACUUAGAAAUUCUCAAAGGGCAGAAAAGGAAAACAGAAUUUUAUAAUAUCAGAGACUAGUAUUAAAACUAAAAAGAACCUAAGAGAACAGUAUGUGUGUAUAUAUAUUAAAAAUGUCCUUGGAAUUAAUAGCUACUAAUUACCAGGGUAAUGAUAUUAGCACUUUCUAAGCACUUCUUAUCGAUGGGAUGUUCACGGCGUCUUGCCUGUGGGCAGGGCAAACGGGAGACUGUCUUGUCGAAAUGCUAAUGAUC